ACUACAUGUGGUCCAAUCAGUUGAAGCACCAGUUACGAGCACAGAACCUGCAUAUUACAUAUAGAAUUUGUUGCAUGGGUAUACCGGUCUGCUGUUAAUUACAGUGACAAGUGUUGGCUCUAAUAUUUUAGCUGCAGUGUUACUUGAAAACAUGCGUAAUGAAAAACCUGCUCUCAUCAAGGCCAGGUUUUUAUGCAGACACUAAAUAAUAAAGAACAAUUUUAAUUGCCUAUUUAAUGACCUUUCUCCAUCUUUUCCUUGUUGUGCUAGGACAUUCUAUUGAGCAUGGUUGACACAUCAGUUGACGACAUGUACCACGGCUGCGAAAAAGAAAUGGAAAACAGAGUCAAGACCAAAUACCUAAAGAAAGAAAUGAGCACAUUUUCAGCAGCCUGGACGAAGGCAGAAGAAUGCAGUAAAAAAAAACUAGCAAACAGAGAAGAAAUGCUUCUAACCAAAGAUCACAUGCUAGCAAUUUGUUUAUAUACAGAUAAUGACGUGUACCAGCAGUUUAAUGAUGCCGUCCGGACAGGAAGGAGCCAGAUUAGCUCCUCAUUUAAGUUCCACUCUUUACAUUUCCUGCUUACAUCUGCUAUAAAGGUCUUGAAUUGCAAUGUCCACUGUCGCAUUACUUACAGACGAACCAAUGUUAAGUUUAUUGGUAAAGUCAACCAAAUAUUUCGGUUUGGAUCCUUUACCUCCAGCUCUAAAAGAAAAGACUUGAAAACCUUCGGUAACAAGACCUGCUUUAAAAUUAAGACCUGUUUUGGUGCUUUUUUGAAACACUAUUCGUAUUUUCCUAAAGAGGAAGAAGUGCUCAUCCCCCCCUAUGAGAUGUUCAGGAUAACUGAUUCUAAGGGUCAAAUUAAAGGUCUGGAAGAUUGUGAAGUUGUCUAUGUCGUGGAAAGUUUAGGGCCUAAGAACAAUCUGAACUGUGCAGCUUUGGCAGGAAGUAAAACUGGGUAGCCUUUAAGCUUUUGUCACAUCUGAAUUAAUUCGAUUAGAUAGAACAUAGCUACACUUUCUCUUCGAACCGUGACUUGUUCAGGGUUUGUUUGAUCAUCAUUUUCUUCUUUCUGCUUUUGUCAAGUGAAUACAAUCAAUAAACUGCUUAAUGCAA
Micropterus salmoides (largemouth bass) is the source of this 1120-nucleotide messenger RNA. Its product is annotated as erythroblast NAD(P)(+)--arginine ADP-ribosyltransferase-like. The transcript has a single exon. The record is from RefSeq and is a predicted model, not a curated record. NCBI's taxonomy places the organism in Eukaryota, Metazoa, Chordata, Actinopteri, Centrarchiformes, Centrarchidae. Bases 286 to 966 code for a protein of 226 amino acids. Gene Ontology annotation, molecular function: NAD+-protein-arginine ADP-ribosyltransferase activity; NAD+ poly-ADP-ribosyltransferase activity.